GAGACCCUUCGGUCAUUCGUCUGCGUUGCGAACUCCCCCCCGGUGCACGACGGCAAAGAGCAACCCCGCAGAUCUCCAACAACUCAAAACGCCAUGAACGCCGUGCCCUUUUCAUCUCCCGAUCAUAAUAUGGAUGACAACGGCCCCGGAAGCGACACGGACUCGAAUCCCGACGAGCCCGCGGAGUAUUACCAGCCGAUCUCCGCCGUCGAUGACGCCAGUUCCGAAUCGGACUCCUCCGCCGAUCUCCCACAGCGUCUCCCCAACGGCUACUGCGUGGACAACGGGGUGUCGUCGCUCAGCGUGAACGACAGCUUCGAGCUGAAAAGCAGCGAAGAAGAUGAGGCCGACGACGACGAGGAGGAGGUAGCGGAGGAAGAGGAAGAAGAGAGAGCGAGGGAGGCUUAUGAUGCAGCGAUGCGCAGAGCGUUCAGGGACGAUGAGACCCGGAGGAAUGCGCCGCUGACGCCUCACGCCGCCACGAGAGUGAUGGAAGCCAUGCGCGGGGUGUCGUUUGGUGGACUGGCUCCCGAUUGGGCCCAGAGCGUGCCCGAGGAUCAGUGGAUCGAGCGUCUCCAGAGGCUCCGGCAGCCACCGCACGCCUCCGAUUGACGGAAGUAAGGGGAAUUCCGUAUGUGCUAUGGAGGUUAGGAUAUAUUCUUGUCUCGAGUGAUUAGUGAUUUGAUGCGCGGCUGAAUGCCCAAAAGUUGUUUGAGGAAUUGCCCGAGAGACCAUGAGAUUGGAUGGACAGCGCAAGGUUUUUCUCCAUUCAGCAUUCAUUUCCAUAGUACUGUCGAACAUACUGUUCUUGAAUGAACCGGAGUGCACAUUCGAGUUUUAGCCUAA
This is a messenger RNA of Syzygium oleosum, 846 nucleotides long. RefSeq lists its product as uncharacterized. The transcript has 2 exons. Lineage: Eukaryota; Viridiplantae; Streptophyta; Magnoliopsida; Myrtales; Myrtaceae. Bases 94 to 612 code for a protein of 172 amino acids. The record is from RefSeq and is a predicted model, not a curated record.